Messenger RNA from Entelurus aequoreus (snake pipefish), 1584 nucleotides. RefSeq lists its product as uncharacterized. The coding region runs from base 7 to 1161 and encodes 384 amino acids. The transcript has 2 exons. The record is from RefSeq and is a predicted model, not a curated record. Lineage: Eukaryota; Metazoa; Chordata; Actinopteri; Syngnathiformes; Syngnathidae. Gene Ontology annotation, molecular function: nucleic acid binding.
GUUAAAAUGGCAGUGCAGGAGUUAAUUCGGCUCUAUUUCCAACUCGGACUUCACUGUAAGGACAUUGCUGCUUUGCUUGCUAGUCGUCAUCGCUAUAUUGUGUCUGAAAGACAUUUAAAACGAAUUAUGAAGGCAUGUAGUCUGUUUCGGCGCAAAGGAUACACCUCUUUGGAUCGCGUGGUAGAUUUCAUUCACCAGCAGUUACAAACAAGUGGCCAGCUGUGUGGAUAUAGGUGGAUGUACACUAAAUGCAAGGAGGAUGGAUUACACGUCAAGAAAGAAGAGGUGCGCUUAAUUCUUAAAGAACUUGACCCGAGGGGUGUUGAACUCAGAGGAAGGAGACGGCUCCAUCGUCGAAACUAUUUCGCAAAAGGGCCCAAUUAUAUUUGGCACUUUGACUCUUAUGACAAACUGAAACCAUUUGGUAUCUGUAUAAACGGCUGUAUUGACGGAUUUUCACGGAAAAUUAUCUGGAUGAAUGCAUUUACGACCAACAGUGACCCAACAGUCAUUGGAGGCUACUAUAUGGAGGCAGUGAAGAAAUUUGGUGGUUGUCCGAGGAUUGUCAGGGGCGAUCGGGGCACUGAAAAUGUUAAAGUCAGAGACUUUCAGCGUUUUCUCCGUCGCAACAUUCAUGACGGCUCUGGUAUUGACAGCUACAUCGAAGGGGCAAGCACAGCAAAUCAGCGCAUAGAGAGUUGGUGGGGUUUCCUCAGAAGAGAAUCAAUGGAAUUCUACAUCUCUAUGUUCACUGACCUGAAGGACCGUGGUUUGUUCGGUGGUACAUACUUGGACCGAGGUCUAAUUCAGUUCUGCUUUAUGAGCUUCAUUCAGGAUGAAUUAGACGAGACCAUCAAUGUGUGGGAUGCACAUGUCAUCAGACCAUCAAAGAAUGACAGGGUGCCCAGUGGUCGCCCCCGAAUCAUGUACAUGUUCCCAGAACUCUACACAACUUGUGAUUGCAUUUCCCCAGUGGAGAGAGCUGAUGUACAGUUGUGUCAGAGUAACUGCACAUUUCGACCAGCAGUGCCAUGUGACACAGACAUCUACAACAUCUGCAACAUUCUGAUGGCAGAGUCACGGCUGCAUCUUCCAGCUGAUGCUUAUCAAGCAUUGGAUCUGUACCUGCACCUGAGGAAUGAGAUAACAUCUGCUCUCUAAUUUGAGAUUAAAUUUUAUUCAGAUUAUUCAGGGCUACAACAUGUCUACACUGACUACACUUGAACAGUGCUAUGCCACAAACAUUAAGAACAUUUUGCAGCAAAACUGAGGUGCAAAUAGGAUUGAUAUGUCACUAUAUCCACACUGACUACAAAGAGAAACAAAGCAGGACAUGAAAGAGGAAAUCAACAGAACUUAACAACCAUAUGAAAUGUAUUGUACUUGCAUUGAACAGGAAUUUCUUUGUUGAAUGAUGACAAAAAUUCUGAACAUCAUUCAGAGUCACAAUUGUAUAAAAGAUGCACAUGAGAAAAUGUAAUAUUUGUACAAAAGGGGACUUUCACCUAUGAGAACAGACCCUGCUGACUUAUCAAAAUUAUUAAACUUAAACUGUCUUGUGGAAAAAAAUUGAAUCUCAAUGUA